AAUUUUUUUUAAUUCAUUUAUUUAUUUAUUUAUUUAUUUUUGUAUAAACUAUGUCGGCAAGGUUGACCUUAAUUGUUCUAUUAUUAUUUAGGAUGAUGUUAAUUUCAAUGAUAGAUAAAUUGCUUUAAAUAUAACAGAAGGGUAAAAUAGUUAUUUUUUAUCACUAAGCACAUUCAGUCAGAUAUACAAUCAAACAACAACAUUUCUUAUUCAGUCAGGAUUUUUUACCCAGACAGACCUUUCCCAGUCAGCACUUUCUCAAUCAGCAACUACCAAACGGGGCCUAAGACUUCCGAAACUUGUCAGUUUUGGUCUGUUAGGUUUGACAUGUUGCGGUUUUAACCAUAAACACAAUUUCCUUUAUUAAAACUAAUUUUAUGAAAAUUACAAUACAGUCCCUGGACUAUAUAUUUCAUAAUUUAUUAUUAUUAUUAUUAUUAUUAUUAUUAUUAUUAUUAUUAUUAUUAUUAUUAUUAUUAUUAUUUCACUACACGCCUCUAUGUCCCACACAUUCGUCUUUAUAGUGUUUUAAAAAUUGGUGUUUUAUGAGUUUUUUGUCUUUAUAAAUUUGCCACAUAAGUUUUUACAGUUUUACAUGGGAAAGAAGAUUAAGACUUUCGAAAGUUGUCAGUUUUGGUCCGUUAGGUUUGACAUGUUGCCGAUUUUAACCAUAAACACAAUUUCCUUUAUUAAGAUUAAUUUUAUGAAAAUUACAAUACAGUCCCUGGACUAUAUAUUUCAUAAUUUAUUAUUAUUAUUAUUGACUAUUGUCACUACACGCCUCUAUGUCCCACACAUUCAUCUUUAUAAUGUUUUAAAAAUUGUCAUUUUAUGUUUCUUGAAAGUCAUUAUAGAUAUUUAAAACUUUAGUUUAAUUAUUAUUACUAUACCUUUUUAUCAAAUCUUUUAAUUUUCUCCAAAAUAAUGACAUACAAAUUAUUGACUUAUUGUCAUGUUUUUAUUAUAUCAUAUGAUAUUCAUUAUAAAAAAUUGCUUGGCAUUAACAAUUUCAAGUUUAUCAAAAAAAUUAUUUAGUUUAAAACUAAUCAAUCAAGGUUUAAGUAGAAUCUUCACCUUUAUGUUCAAGUGAGUUUCAAUUUUAUUUAGAAUCUCAUAAUUUUGUGAAUUAUAAGAAUCAAAACUAUUUAAUAAUUCUUAUUUUAUUACAGGUUUGCAUAACAAAAAGUUUUAACGUUGUGUUCUUGUAUCCAAGACCACAAACAAAAGCUUCUUGAGGUUCAAACAAUAAUUGCUUAAGUUGUGAAAGAAAUUUAUUCGAACUCGCGCCAAUGGCGCUGUGACUUUUUACUAUUACAAAUAAAAAACACGCCAAAGGCACGACUGGGGCAUUUCCUAGUUAAGUAUGAUUGUAUAAAUAAAGUUGUAAAAUUGCAAUUGUGAACAAACAUGUAAAAACUAGGUAAAAUAAUAUGUGAAAAUCUGAAAAAGUUAAAAGGACUAAAUAAACUUACCAUAAUUCAAUAUUGUCAAGAUCAAGAUUUUACUCAAGAUUGUUUUAUGUUUUGCAACAUCAUAAUCGUAAAAUCGGAUCGGGACGGAAGAUCCUACCAAAAUGAAUAUCUAUUCAAAUUUGCUUGUAAGAUCCUAUAUGUGCAAUAUAUAUACAUUAUAACUUGAUGGCGAUUAAGACGUUGAUAUGAAAUCGAUUUUAUCUUUUUAAAGAUGAAUCAUAAUUUUUGUUGUUGCAGACCAUAAAAUUAGGAAGAAACCAUCUUAAUUACAAAAAAAAAAUUAUUAUGAUAUACAACUAAAAGCUUAAGGUCACAAACAGGAUAUCAAGAGUGUAUCCUAAUUCGAGAUGAAGUAAUGAUGAUCUAUUAGAAUAUUGCAACUUAGAAUGCUCGAUUUCAAGUUGAAUGAAAAAAAAAAAAAAUUUGAGGUUCAGUUAUAUAAUAAAACUAAAGAAGUGGGACCAAACGUGUUAAGAUCUUAAGAUCCUAAUCUGGAUCCUAAGAUCCUACUAUAAAUCUUGAUUUAGAUAGAUCUUAGUGAGAUCGAUAUUAUUUUUGGCUUAUAGAAUUUAAAAUCUUAAGAUCAAGGUUAAGAUCAUAAUUAAGAUUUUAACAAACAUGUCAUAAAUUAAGAUAUCUUAAAAUGCCAAAAAAGAAAAAAAAAAAAAAAAAAAAGAAUUGUGUAUUCUAAAAAAAAACUGUUAUGUCAAGUCACAAAAAUAAAAUGCACACAAACUAAACAAGUUAAUGAACUUUAAAACGCAAAAAAUAAUAAAGUGGCUAAUACAGUAUUUUGACCCAAUUUCAUAUUUAACCCUAAUUUAUAUGGGAACUUAAAUAAAAUAUAUAUAAUAAUCAAAGAAAUAUAUUAUGGUGUCCUACUCAGCAUUUCUUGUAGGUGCUCUUUGUUAAUUACGAUUGAUAAAGUAAGAACAAAAUCUUCCCCAAUCAUAAUUAACAUCUGAUUAGCUUAGAUUAAUAUAAUUUGAAAGAAUGUGGAUUUUCGGAAGGAAAGGAGAAUCAGGAUUUUCAUCUUCUUCAACAGCAGAGGAAGUUACCCACGGAGUUGAUGGAUCUCGUCUCACCGCCAUUGUUACUGGAGCUACGAGUGGUAUCGGGGCUGAGACUGCACGUGUCCUUGCUUUGCGUGGUGUACAUGUAGUGAUGGCAGUAAGAAACAUAGAAUCCGGUAAACAAGUUAGAGAAACUAUACUUACAGAAACACCUACUGCUAAAGUCGAUGUAAUGGAGCUCGAUCUCAGCUCUCAGGCAUCUGUAAGGGAUUUUGCAACCAAAUAUUGUUCUUCAGGCCUUCCACUACACAUUCUAAUCAACAAUGCAGGAGUUUUGGCUCCACACUUCACACUUUCUGAAGAGAAAAUCGAACUACAUUUUGCAACAAAUCAUUUAGGUCAUUUUCUUUUGACGAACCUAUUGCUGGAGACAAUGAAGAUUACUUCGUUUGAACAGAAAGUUGAAGGAAGAAUCGUCAACGUAUCAUCCACUGGUCAUCGUUUUGUGAACAAAGGAACUUUUUCUGAUCAAAUUAACGAUGAAUCGAGUUAUAGCCAUAUACAUGCCUAUGGACUAUCGAAGUUGGCUAAUAUACUUCACGCAAAUGAGUUAGCAAGGCUUUUGAAGGAGGAAGGGAUCAAUAUUACUGUGAAUUCAUUACAUCCCGGAUUCAUUGUCACUGAAAUUUUCCGUAAUUUUGGUAUUUUCAAGGUUCUAUGCAAUGCGAUUCUCAGACACUUGGUCAAGGAUGUUUCACAGGGAGCGGCAACCACAUGCUACCUGGCGUUGAAUCCAAAGGUGAAAGGUGUAACUGGUGAGUACUUUUCUGACAAUAAUUUGGUGAAACCAUCAUCGAAAGCUAUGGAUCCAAUGUUAGGCAAGGAAUUAUGGGAGUUUAGUUUGAGCUUAACUACCACCAAGUGAUUACGCUUGAGCUUUAGGUGCAAGUAUAUGGAGAUAUAUAUAACAAAUUUGUAUGACAUAAAUGAAUCACUUAUAAUAAAAUUAUAUAAUAAUUAAUUCUAUAAUUAAAAGUUUAUAAUGAUA
This is a messenger RNA of Lactuca sativa (garden lettuce), 3533 nucleotides long. RefSeq names its product short-chain dehydrogenase TIC 32, chloroplastic. The record is from RefSeq and is a predicted model, not a curated record. Lineage: Eukaryota; Viridiplantae; Streptophyta; Magnoliopsida; Asterales; Asteraceae.